Messenger RNA from Meloidogyne enterolobii, 2235 nucleotides. Lineage: Eukaryota; Metazoa; Nematoda; Chromadorea; Rhabditida; Meloidogynidae. The record is from the annotation of a GenBank genome assembly.
AUGGAGAAUGUUAACAAUGAUUCAGAAUUUUUUACUUCUGGAGAAUUAAAUGCACCAGAAUACGUUGCCGAUUUUUUACGUUCUGUUCGCCCUGGAGAAGAGGCUAAAAAACUUCACAAUUUGCGUCAAUCUCUUACAGCCCGGUCAAACAAUGCGGCAGACCAGAUAAAAGAUAUCGUGUUUGAUCACUAUAAACAAUUUAUUGAUACAUCUAAGGAGAUCUCAAAAUUGGAAAAGGAAAUUUACCAGCUCUCGACAUUGUUGACGGAUCAACGACAUUUGUUAGAAGGACUAAUGGAAAUGACUGGACUUGAGAAGCGUUCAUCUUGCAGUGCGUCACUUACUACUAGUUCAGGAUUAAGUAGUCAACAAACACAUCAACUGCAGAUAUUAAUGAAUAGGAUGGAUGAUAUUGCACCUAUUUUAAACUCGGCUGGCGAGCAAGAGCGUAUUCUUUUACAAGGACAACUUCAAUUAUUGGACUCUGAAACAUUCAAACCAAAACACACUGUUUAUGCAGUUCUUUUGAGUAACAAUUUACUAAUUGGACAUCCAAACCCAGACAGUGGAACUGGUCAACAAAAACAUCCAUUUCAUUUGGUAUUUUCUAAUUAUAAUUUGAAUUUAUUAUUUUUCCAGGCAGCUAACUACAGCUUGGAUUCACUUGCUUUAAUAAAUGUUAAAAGAACACCCUCAAAUUUUGAUGAGUCAUCCGAAAAUAUUGUCCAGCUACUUGUUUUUCCUGAAUAUUUAUACUUGCGUUGCGAAAAUGCCCGAGUUAAACGUGAUUGGCUUGAAUCUGUUGAGGAAACAAAACGGAAACAACACGAAGAACGGGCACUUGUUAGACAGGCAACGAUAAGAGCUCGGCGUCGAAGCAUUCUUAACACAAUUGCUACACGUGCAUCAACAUCUGAUAAUAUUCGAAAUAAGAAAAGUCAUAAUCUUCAUGAAAAAAUCGACGAAGAAGAUGAAAUUGAGGAAGGAAAGCAAAGUGAACUUGGAAGACGAAGGAGGAUGUCAAUAGAAGAUUCAGUUUGGCUAAAUGAUCUAAUUAAUGAACUUCAAGAUGUAAUUUCGCACAGACACAUGGAAGAGGCAGUUGAAAUGUUGAUGGAAUGGAAAAGCUGCUCGUAUAGCGAUGCUGCUCUAAACGCCAGAUUUGCGGCAAUUGAAAAACAAGUAGUUCAAAUACUAACAGAUGACUUGAAACGAUUUAGUUCUGUUUAUGGAGGUUCUAAGGUAUUAGCACAGCCACUUCAACAACUUAUCGCACUUGGUCGUUCUACUUAUGCUAUUGAGUUAUAUCUAAAGAAACGAAGCGCUGUCCUCAGAACUGCUGCACGAGAACUCAUAAUAAGCGAAGAACCACUCUCGUAUGUUCGGCAAGUAUCCGGUCUGUUUAUUAAUGACAUAGUCGAGGUAUGUACAGAACUAUCCAUUUAUCCAAAACAACUUUGUUUAAUUAUUGCUUGGUCUUCUCGUGAGCUGGGAAUCCUACUUUCACUUAUUAGAAAAAAUGUGAUAGAGGUGGCACCUACGAUGGCUGUUUUAACAAACACAUGGCGCAUACUUGUUGGAAAAUGUUCACAUUUAUCAUAUAUUGGAUUGGACCUUAGUUUUGAGAUUAAUCGAUUAGCAGCCCCUUCAUUACGGACAGCACUUCAAGCGAAUUUUGACAAUAUUUUAGAAAGCAUUAAAUUGAGAAAUUCGGAAGAACGUUGGACACCGUUCUCGCUUGAUUCUGAUCAGAAUUUGAUCCGUUUCUUGGAAGAGAUGUCCGAUAUUGGGUUUCAAAUGGAAUGGGUAGAAUCGCCGUCUCCAGAUUACAAGUAUAGAUACGCACUUAAUGUUUCUCAGAAUGUUUGCAUGUUUGCUCGGAUUGCUCUUCAAUUGAGUAGAGAUUUGGCUUUAUUAAAUAGUUCUCCACAUUUGCAACAAAUUUCCAAUGCAUUUAUCUGUGAGAUUUGGAAUUUAGAAUUGUCUCAUUUAACUUCAACAAUGCAUCCCUCUAUUGUGCAUCAUUGUUCAAGUCGUUUUAUUAUUUCACAGGUUCUUCCUCUAUGCGAGCAAGUACUGCAAUGCGGAGAUGAUUCUGAAGGAGUUCUCUAUGAAAUUCUUCAUAAGAAAUUUUCUCAUCUAGUUCAUUUUCAAAGAAGGCCUAGCAAUCUUUACCCACAAGAUGAAGAAACAGAUGAUCACAAUGUUUUGGAGUAAGCAGAUGAAAAAAUUGUU